AUGCGUGACGGACAGAUAGGCCCGAUGUCUGACUAUGAAAAGGCUCUGACGCCCGCCGGACAGGACGGACCAGUCGCUGACUUGCACGCAGCGUUGUCCCUGUCACGAUCAUCACAUCUCGGAGGGUUUAUAAGAUGCAACAGUCCCCUGCAAAUUCGUAAACAUUUGGGAUUUGUGCCCAAAGUCCCUGCUCGCUCCAAUUGGACAGACGAAGCUAAAACCAUGUCUGGGAAGAUGGUGGUGACCCAACCCCGGCCCUUCAUCACGACCUCUUCAUCCAGCCAAUGGACCUCCAGCAUCUGCGACUGCUUCGAAGACCUGCCCCAGUGUUGCUUGGCCUUUUGGUGCUUUCCCUGCUUCACCUGUAAGGUAUCGUACGAGGCCGGGGAGUGUGUGUGCUUGCCCCUGCUGGACGCUUUCGGAAUCAUCCCGCCUAUAACCACAGCCAUCAGGGUGUCAGUGCGUCAGAGAUAUGGCAUCGAGGGCACGAUCUGCAGGGACUGCCUGUUCGCCUGCUGCUGCGGGCCCUGCAGCUGGUGUCAGAUAGCGAGAGAAAUCAAGAUGAGGACAAACCCCAUUACAUUCGUCAGCAUGUCAACCUGAAUUUUCUUUUUUUUGAUCACUGGUAAAGCAAACAUCAUCGCCAUCAUCGGGGACUUCUCUUCAUCAUCAGGGCCCGUGAUGUGAUAAUGAGAGCGGGCCCUUUGAAUCAACUGCGUUCUCAUCUGUUUCUUCGUCUGAUUCUGUGGAAUGUCAUUGAGCAGCUGAGUCAGGAUCAGCAAGCGAUGGUCAUAGAGGAUUCAUCACUUACUGGAAUGACAAAGAGAGAUAAGCAGGUUUUUGGCCUGUGCGACAAUCCACUGACAGAUAUUGGGGACGAGCCAGGGACAGUGGGAUGUGUAGAUUUCUUAUUAUUAUCACUGAUAGAUAUGUUUCUUCACCAUGUGCAUACAUUCCUGUAUCACUGGUUACACUAUACUACAAUUACAAAUUUUAACGGACUGUUUUUCCCUUCUGUUUUACUCGCUUUGCGUCUUUCUCCAUUCAUAUAUUUAGUUUCUUCUAUUUAAAACAUGGCUGCUGUUAUUUUUGUGUGACGUUGCUAACAGCUGAGCCCCCAUUUGAGGCCGUUGCAUGGUACAAAGGCAAUAAACUAGGAUUUUUACCCAAAGUACAUCCACACGCUGCUUCUAAGCAAUCUGGUGUGGUGAUUGUCCGCUCAGGGAGAUUUUGAUUGCUAACGCCCUCCAUUUUCAUAGCAAAACAACAUAACAUUAAUCACCGUCUCUCCUGAGAGGUCAAGCAGGUCAAGCUGAGAGUUAUUGCCCUCUACUGAAUCAGGAGGGAAACUACUUUAGACGGUCUGAUGUGCUUCUCGACUGUAGAUUUUGAAUUAAAACAGGUAAUAACAAGUUGAAGGAGAACUUUUCCUCCUACGUUUGAAUGAAUGUUGGAAUUUCAAAUAAAAGGUGACAGCCCUAAUAAGGACCUCAUUCUAAAGCAAUAAAAACAAAAGGAUUCUUAGUUCCAGGGGAUUAUAAGCUAAUAAAAUCAUUAUCAUGGAUAUCAUAUUCCAUUUAUCCCUAUCGAUCCUCCUACAUCCUAAACACACCAGCAUUAAGCAUUAAAUACCACAUUCGCCUCCAUGUGAUAAAACCAGUUAGGACAAAAAAGUUUCAACACCAGGUGACUAUUAAUCUAAUUCAACUCUAAACUCUGAACCAGAAAACACUGAAGCAUAUUUGAACACUGCUGGACUUGAUUUUCUAGUGCGCAUGUGAAGCUCCCAGACUCAGUUUAUAUUCCCACAAACUUCAGGUUCGUGUGAGAUUACUAGAGGGACGUGUUUUGAUGGAUAGUAAACAACUGUCACCAAGUGACAGGACAAGGCAGGUAUGUGAGUAAAUGGUGUGAACGCUGUGAUGCGGAUUCAAAGGAGCCAUAUCACGGCAAGGAACAAUAGUAGGAAGGAAAAGUUUGGAACCGGCGAGCGUCUCGGGAGCUUUGCUCAGAUAUUUGGGCUUCGGGUCAACUUUGAAAAAAGGUGCAAUGAAUGUCGAGCGUGUCCCACGAGAAAAAUUAUGAAAGGUGUUUACUUUUUCACGACUUCCUUAUUGGAGUGAUCGCCACGGCAACACAUGUGUUCAUCAACAACCGGCAGCCUGGUAGUUGUGUUUAUAUAAUUUCAUUAUAUCUCCUGCUUGUUUGCCGUGUUGCCAGAGCAUAAUAAAUGUGAUAUAUUGAUACAUCACUGACUUCUCCAGUGUUAUAUCAAUAUUCACUGGAAAAGUCAGGCUGCCUUAAGUCAACAUCUAUAUUCUUAACAUUGAUGUAAUAAAGGCCAACAACCUUGUUUAGAUGCAGCAUCAAGUUUUCAGAUGCACUUCACCUGAAUCCACUGCUGUUGUUUUCCUUCACAACUGGACAAACUUCUUAAUUUUUAAUGUUUCAAGCACUAAUCUGAAAUGUUUUAAAAAUUGUUCAAGGAUAUUUUAGACCAUCCCCUGAUAAAUUAUUGCAAACCCAUCAGAGCCUUUUUCGAGGGGCUGUGGGUUUAUAGCUGAUUUGUCUGUUUCACCUCCUCUGAGUAUUUCUGUCUCCCUCUGGUGGAUAUACUGGGGAUCACCCUCCAGAGAUUAUGUGUCCCAUCAGGCCUUUCACCUGUGUCAAUGUGUUGUUUCCAUGUGCACAACUGCUACAUGAUCCAGGCGAGUUAGGAUCAGUUUACCUGUUCGGGUCAUGGCCCUUAACCUUAUGAUUUAGUUUGUGCUAAAUUAUGUUUUCUUGUUUAAAGAGCCAAUAAAUCAACAGCAGAUCUUG
Messenger RNA from Pleuronectes platessa (European plaice), 2820 nucleotides. RefSeq names its product cornifelin homolog A. The transcript is spliced from 4 exons. The record is from RefSeq and is a predicted model, not a curated record. The coding region runs from base 1 to 603 and encodes 200 amino acids. Lineage: Eukaryota; Metazoa; Chordata; Actinopteri; Pleuronectiformes; Pleuronectidae.